AUGGUGAUCGACACUCUACACGACGAUCACCGCCGCUACCUAUUCUCCGACGCGACGAAGGACGAAGCUCCGGUAACAACACCGACAGUACCAGCGCCACCAUCACAUAAGCAUAAGCCACGAAAGGAAUUUCACUAUCGCGGCGUACGUAAGAGGCCAUGGGGACGCUUCGCCGCUGAGAUUCGUGAUCCAUGGAAGAAAAGUCGGCGGUGGCUAGGCACAUUCGAUACGGCGGAGGAGGCCGCUCGAGCCUACGACGAAGCCGCCUUCAGCCUCCGUGGUGCGAAGGCGAAGAUGAACUUCUGCGUCAGCCUCACCGCAUUUUCACCGCCGGUAGUAGAGAAGAAAGACGUGCAAAGUAACUUUUCUGCGUUGUUUUAUCAUCCCUCCAGUGGUAAUGAUGGUGUAAAUUUAGAUAGCGAGGAAGAUCGAAAAUUAAGGACAUCGAAGAAGCCGUUUAUGUUUGAUCUGAACUUGCCGGCGCCACUCAUUUGA
This is a messenger RNA of Lactuca virosa, 495 nucleotides long. The record is from the annotation of a GenBank genome assembly. Lineage: Eukaryota; Viridiplantae; Streptophyta; Magnoliopsida; Asterales; Asteraceae.